AAUGUGCAUAUUUAAAACUAUAUCGGGUUUUUUUCCCGCAAACAGAAAGCUAUAUGCGAUUUUAUUUUAUUUAGUAAAAUGUUGAAAACAAUGUUAAGAAAGCACAUUACCUAGUCCCUACUUGUAUCUUUCUUUGAUUCAUUAUCCUUCAAUGACAUCCUGAACAAUACAUUAAUAGCUUCUGAGAACUAAAGAGACCACUUAUUCUGAUUUUAUACUGCUAUAGUUACCAAUGAUCAUUUCAUUGUGGGAGCAUCGGAAUUUUUUUUUAAAAAAAAACUAGAGUAUUAUUUUAUUUGGAAUAGGAUAGAUAAUGGAUUCAAACCUCUUCUCAUACUGAGAUGUUGUGCCUCUGAAUAAGGUCUUGUUAUUUUGUCAAUCUUUUGAAUUUUGACCAGUAAUUAUAGGGUGGCCGUAACUGAAAUUGCAAGCAAAAUAGCAUUGGGUACUGAUCUAUCUGAAUAAUUUAUUUGAUUGGGGAUUUCAGAUGCUGUAAUCUUGUGCAGCUACCACAUGAAGUGUUUUUGUUUAGUGCGCUGGUUCCAACCACAAGAAUAAACUAUUGUCAUUAGUCAAAUAAUUAUCUUGGUGUUAAAAAAUAAGAACCUGAAGAUUUUGUUUUUAAGAGUCCUUGGAGGAAAGCAUCUACAGUCAUCUGCUCUCUUUGAAUUUCUAAUAGUCCAGGACUUACAGAAGUCACACAACAUAUAUUAUCUUAGAAUGCAUCAUUAGAUUUUUGGCUGUAAGAUCUAAAAUCUAUAUUCACAUGGAACAAGUACAAGUCAUAUCACUCUCAUAUAUAUAUUCCCUUCGUUUCAAAUUAAUUGUCAUUUUAGAUUUGUCCUAAAUCAAAUAUUUCUAUUUUUGAGCAUUAAUUUCUAUAAAUCUAUAUAGUUUAACAAUAUGCGAAUUAUAUAUCAUGAAAUUAUUUCUUGUGAUGGAUAUAUUAAAAUAUAAAUCUUAUGAUGUUAAACUAUAUAAGUUUAGAGAAAUUGAUGUUUGACCUAGGACAAAUCUAGAACGUCAAGUAAUUUGAAACGGAGGAGAUAUAAGAGUCCUCAGACAUCUGUCAACUGUUUUGCUUAGUAUGUCAUGCUGUAAACAAAAGUCAAUUUGCUGGAAUCGAAGGGAGGUUGCUCUAACUUCUAAACUAAGAUACUGUCAAUUUGCUUAUGUUGGUAACUGUGCUUUCCUUUGAUCCAUCUUUGAAUUUGCCGGCACCAAGGAUGAUUUUAUCACUCUACAGUACUGAUACGGUGAUACCUUUCGUUCACAUGAAGCUAUCACAUUACUGACGAACCCAAGGUGAGUAGUACUCAAGAACCUAAACCUAUCUCUGCUAAUAUCAUUUAAUACCAUUCUUUCUUUCUUCCAAUGAGAUCAAUGUGGAGAUGGAGAGCAUCAGUCUUCGUACCAACGAAAACUCUUGCGUAACAGAGCAUCAGAGGGAAAAUAGAAUAACAAGGGGAUAAAAAAAAAUGGAAGCAUGAACUGAUGAUAAUCUAAAUUCCUUGAAAGAUGAGUCAUGGGAAGUUACUGCAACCACAAGAUUUAGUCCAUUUGGUAGUACCGUUUUAGAAGCGAUGAACACAAGGCUUGUCUUAUUCCAUCAAUCCCUGUCCCUCUCUUCUUGAUGUCUCAGCUACUAGCUACCAUGAGUUCAGAUAACUCCCAAGUCCCAAACUGAACUCCAAAACAAGAAAGGUGGCUAGUAAACUGAAUUCAUAGAAGGGACUUCUGCACUGUGACAAUGCUCUAAACUCUGAAGAAUUUAGGACCAGUCACUAAUUAACUAUAUAGUAUAUAUUUAAUAUACAUAUAUAUGUCACUCCUUGCUAGACACAUGGAUCAAAUCCCAAUGCAGCCAUGCCAUUGUCAAUCUCUCUGCUCUCCUCAUGUAACUGAUGAAGCAAAACUUCAGUUACUGCGAAGCUUGAGUUAAACAAUUAAAAUGCAAGCGUAACACCCGCCAUAGUUAAGGGACGAUGACGCAGCUUUUCUUGGAGUGAGAUCAGAGUGCUCCUGCCUGCUGCCAUGGAAGGAGUGAAGCUUCAUCUGCAAUCCUCCGCUGAUCUCUCCCUGUCCGGCGCCUGAUGCCCCGGCGGCAACCGACGCGUGAUUCUCACGGCGCCGCGCCGUGGUGAUCAGCUGGUCGGUUUGAGUUGAGUCAACACUGCAAAUCUGCAAACCGUUGCUAAUUUGCUAUAUAUGCGAGCUUGCUGAUCGAUCGAUCGUUGUUGUUGCGUCGAGUUUGAUCUGUCAGAGCUCGGAGAAGCUUGCUCCAAUGGCGGCGGCAGGUUCUUGCUCCAGGUUCUUCAGGCAGGUCCACGCGCUCCUCCUCAAGAACCUCUCUUUCCAGAGGAGGAACGCCAAGGCGAACGCGGCGAUCGCGGCGUUCCCGGCGCUGCUGUGCGUGCUGCUCGUCACGAUCCAGGCCGUCAUCGACGGCGAGCUGGACCGGCCGCCGUUCCGGUGCGGCUGCGCCUGCGUGCGCCGCGACGGCGGCCGCGCGGGCGCGGGCGCGUGCGCGGCGACGGAGUGCGGCGUGCAGCACUCCACGGCCACGCAGGCGCUCAGCUGCGCCGUGCCGGCGCCACCGAGGUGGCCGGCGGUGACGCAGGUGCCGGACGAGCCGUACCGCGCGCUGACGCCCGUGCACCCGGCGAGGUGUCGCGGCGACGGUGGCAGCGGCGCGUCGGAGGCGCCGUGCCCGGUCGCCGUGCUCACCACCGGCCAGAACCGCCGGCUGACUGAAGGCCUUGGAAGGGGAUUUUUCCCAGAUGUCCCUCCUUCAUACUAUCUUGGUGUGCCCAAUUCCAACAAUUCAUCUUAUAUUGAUGAGUUAUCAAAAAUAGUCCCUGGUACAAGCACAUUACCAGCGCAUGUAUUGUUCAUAGAACCAGGAUUUGUGCCCAAUAGUACCCUAUAUGUGAUUCAAAGAAAAUGUAUAUGGGAUUCGCACAAUACUUCUAGAAGUUCUGAUGCGAUGCCAAUUCAACUCGAUGUGAAGUGCGUUCAAGGUUUAUCACUGUGGUGCCGGAAUUCAGCGGUGAUGAAUGACCAUUUGUAUAAGGGUUAUAAGGGUGGGAAUAAGAGGAGGACAUCGAACGAAUAUCUUGCUGGCUAUGAUUUUCUUGAUACAAGCAAGAGGAGGUUUCAUGUGUAUGUCUCAUACAACUCUACCUUCAGCAGGGACAAUGGACACCAUCCCAUGACAGUUUUGCGUGUUGCACGGUUGGUUAAUAUGGCAUCCACCGCAUAUCUGAAGUUUCUUCGAGGACCUAAUGUAGAAAUGCGCCUGGAAUAUUUGAAAGAAAUGCCAAAAGCUGCAAUGAAAAUCAGGCUAGACCUUACCACACUCCUUGAUGCACUAUUCUUUACAUGGACAGUUCAACUCCUCCUUCCAGUAAUGUUGACAUAUCUUGUUUAUGAGAAGCAGCACAAUUUAAGACUGAUGAUGAAGAUGCAUGGGCUAAAGGAUGGACCUUAUUGGAUGAUAUCUUACGCCUAUUUUUUGUCCCUUUCAGCAGCUUAUAUGAUGUUCUUCGUGAUGUUUGGGUCCCUUAUAGGGCUAGAUAUCUUCAGAUUAAAUAGCUACAGCAUACAAUUUGUAUUCUAUUUUCUAUAUAUCAACCUUCAGAUCGUGCUCGCCUUUCUGCUUGCGUCUUUCUUCUCGUCUGUCAAGUCUGCUAGUGUAAUUAGUUACAUUUAUGUCUUUGGAUCAAGCCUUCUUGGAGAAGCACUUCUGCAAUUGUUCAUUGAAGAUAUUACAUUCCCAAAACAAUGGCUUGUGACAAUGGAGCUUGUUCCCGGGUUCGCCCUCUACCGAGGAUUUUACGAGCUCGCAGAGUAUGCAUUUGCAGGAAGGCAAAUGGGAAAGCCUGGGAUGCAAUGGAGGGACUUGAAUGACCCCAUCAAUGGGAUGAAAGAUGUUUUGCUUCUAAUGUCUAUAGAAUGGAUACUUCUGCUUCCUGUGGCAUUUUUACUGGAUCAUAGACCUACAUGGCAUCCACUGUUCCUCUUUGGGUUUAUGUCAACAAAGCACUCUUCACCAACAAUCAUACCAGACAAAGUGAAACAGAGGUCCAGAAAGGUGUUUGCUGAUAUGGCAAAACCUGAUGUUUUCCUUGAGCGCAAGGUGGUGAAAAAAUUGCUGAAGGAAAUGGACAUGAGGAAUAUGAUCAUAUGCCAUAACCUGAAGAAGGUGUACCCUGGAAAGAAUGGAAACCCUGAUAAGCUUGCUGUUAAAGGAUUGUCGCUUGCUUUGCGCAAAGGACAGUGUUUUGGAAUGCUUGGUCCCAAUGGGGCAGGGAAAACAUCCUUCAUCAACAUGAUGAUUGGACUUGUGGCGCCAACUUAUGGAACUGCCUACAUACAUGGGAUGGAUUUGAGGAGAGAUAUGAAUGAAAUAUAUGCAAACAUUGGUGUAUGUCCACAGCACGAUUUGCUUUGGGAAACUCUGACAGGAAGAGAGCAUCUAAUGUUCUAUGGCCGACUGAAGAAUCUCACAGGUGCUGCUCUACUGAAGAUUUUACUUUUCUUGAUCCAGGCAGUGAAUGAAUCCCUGAAGAGUGUAAAUCUGUUCCACAGCGGUUUCGGCGACAAAUCGGUGAACAAGUACAGUGGUGGCAUGAAAAGAAGGCUUAGUGUCGCCAUCGCACUGAUUGGCAACCCAAAGGUUGUUUACAUGGACGAACCGAGCACCGGAUUGGACACGACAUCGAGGAGCAAUCUCUGGAAUGUCAUUAAGAGAGCAAAGAAGAACUGCACCAUCAUUCUCACCACACAUUCCAUGGAGGAGGCUGAGGAGCUCUGCGACCGCGUCGGCAUCUUCGUCGACGGCAAUUUCCAGUGCCUCGGAACUCCAAAGGAGCUGAAGGCGAGGUACGGCGGCGUGCGGGCGCUGACGAUAACGACGGCGGCGGGGCACGAGGAGGCGGUGGAACGCGCGGUGGCGCGGCGGUGCCCCGGCGCGGCGAAGGUGUACGGCGUGGGCGGGACGCAGCGGUUCGAGGUGCCCCGGCGAGGGGCGCGGCUGGACGGCGUGCUGGGCGCGGUGGAGGCGGCGCGGCGGGCGGCGCCGGUGGUGGCGUGGGGGGUGGCGGACGCGACGCUGGAGGACGUGUUCGUCCGGGUCGCCAUGGACGCGCGCGCCGCCGCCCACGUCCUCUCGUGAGCUUGCUUUAAGUAGCUUUUUAGCUAAUUUAGCGGCGAUCGAGUGGGCGUAGCUUAGCCAGCGGAUGGGCGAUGGAUUGGUGGGGGUGGAUGGUAAAUUCUCGUGUUUCCUAGGGUGACAUUUGCAAAUUUUACAAAACUGACUUUCUGUUUCUAGUAAAGCAUGAACUAUGAAGAGUAAUUAAUUGGUUUUGGGGGCAGUAGCAUUUAUCCGCUACUCACUUCAAUUUAUAAUUAUGAUAAGUUAUUACCUCCAUUUCAUUUUA
This is a messenger RNA of Oryza sativa Japonica Group (Japanese rice), 5441 nucleotides long. Lineage: Eukaryota; Viridiplantae; Streptophyta; Magnoliopsida; Poales; Poaceae. The record is from RefSeq and is a predicted model, not a curated record.